AUGUGAAUAGACUAAUCGGUAGCAUGGAUAUCAAAAUAUCCAUAAUUUAAGUGAAUUGAUAGUAUUAAAAAAGUGGGGGGAUAGCAUUAAAAAGGUCGUAGCAAUCGACAACAUUCCCAAGAAUCUCAACAAUAAAAACGAGUGUGGGGUGUGGGUGCACAUCUGUUUCUUGGAAGGGAGAAGGUGAUGCCAGGCGUGCAGCUGCUAUUGGGUGCUGGAAAAAGAGGAUUUGAUUUCGAUGCCCCCACCUCAGCUCGCAUCGUUAUCGCGUAUGGUUGGCUGACCCAACAUUUCCGCGACGACCGGAUGACGUGGCAAAUCCAGCCCAUGUCUAACACUCCUGUAAACCCCAACAGAAGACUCUCAGCUGCCAUGGAGAGAACCGGCCAGUGGGUUUUCUCUCAAGAAAUUCCGACUGAUGUUGUGGUUGAAGUUGGUGAAGCCAAAUUCUCUCUACACAAGUUCAUGCUGGUGGCCAAGAGCAACUCUAUUAGAAAACUAAUUAUGGAAUCCAAAGGACCGGAUCUAACAAGAAUCAAUCUUUCCGAUAUUCCUGGAGGUCCCGAGAUCUUCGAGAAGGCCGCCAAAUUCUGUUACGGUAUCAAUUUUGAGAUCACCGUCCACAACGUCGCCGCUCUCCGCUGCACUGCAGAGUAUCUCCAGAUGACCGAUAAGUACUGCGAUAACAACCUUGCCGGCCGUACUGAAGAUUUCCUCUCCCAGGUUGCCUUGUCCAGCCUUUCCGGCGCAGUAGUCGCCCUUAAAUCCUGUGAAAUUCUCCUUCCCAUCGCAGAGGAUCUUAAAAUUGUACAGAGAUGCAUAGAUGUAGCGAGUACUAAGGCCUGCAGCGAGGCCAAUUUUCCCUGCCGUUCCCCACCCAACUGGUGGACGGAGGAGCUCUCCAUCUUGGACAUUGAGUUCUUCUCUAGAAUCAUUGCUGCCAUGAAACAACGCGGUGCAAAAUCCUUAACUCUGGCCAGCGCUCUUAUUACUUACGCAGAGAGAUGGCUUAAGGAUCUAGUACGCGAUCACACCGGCAACGGUACCUCAUGUUCCGCCCGAGAUGAUUCUGAUCUUCGAGUCCAACAACGUCAACUUCUUGAGUCCUUAGUUACUCUAUUACCCGCCGAGAAGUAUGCUUUUACGAUCCACUUCCUCUGCUGUCUCCUCCGAUCAGCAAAUUUCCUCAAAGUUUCAGGAUCUUGCAAGAACGAGCUGGAGAAACGGAUCUCUGUGAUACUAGAGCACGUAACUGUUGAAGAUCUUCUGGUCUUGUCCUUCUCUUACGAUGGCGAGAAGCUCCUGGAUCUGGAGAGCGUGAGGCGGAUCAUUUCCGGAUUCGUGGAGAAAGAGAAGACCAUGGCUGUUUUCAACGGAGGUGAUUACAGGGAGGUUUGCUCUGGUGCGAUGCAGAGGGUUGCGAAGCGGUUGGACGCCUAUCUAGGCGAGAUCGCAACUUGCACCGACCUCAGCAUCUCCAAAUUCAACGGAAUCGCCAAUCUCGUCCCUAAAGGAGCCAGAAAAGUGGAAGAUGAUCUUUAUCGCGCCAUUGACAUCUAUUUGAAGGCACAUCCGAAUCUUGAUGAGAUAGAGCGAGAGAAGGUAUGCAGCUCCAUGGAUCCGCUAAAGCUAUCGUACGAAGCCAGAGUUCAUGCUUCACAGAACAAGAGGCUACCAGUGAACAUCGUGCUACAUGCCCUGUACUACGACCAGCUGAAGCUAAGGAGCGGUGACACGGCGCCAGAUGCUAUAACGACGAGGAAUCAGUUACAGGCAGACGUGUCGCUGGUAAAGGAGAACGAGGCGUUGCGAUCGGAGCUGAUGAAGAUGAAGAUGUACAUCUCGGACAUACAGAAGAAUCAAGGUGCAGCUGGGACCACUUCAAAAGCUAGAAAGACAACAUUCUUCUCCUCUGUGUCUAAGAAACUGGGGAAGCUAAACCCCUUCCGCCAAGGCUCAAAGGACACAUCCCAUAUUGAGGAUGCCGCUGGUGGGGAUGUGGAGGUUCCCAAGCCUAGGAGGAGGAGGUUCUCCAUAUCCUAGAACUACUCUUACGUUCUGUUCAUUGCUGCUUUAAUUUUUUUUCUGCUUACAAAAAUAGCUAGUGUGUUCAUUAGAAAUUAAUUAGGAGCUACGUAGCUAGUGGAUCUUUCAUGUAUCACUCCUAUGGAUGGCUCUGCUUUUAUGUAUUUGUGUGGGAUUUUUAAUCAUUCCUAAGAUUGUCAAAUCCUUUUUGGUUUCGGCCGAUGGGAAUGUAUAUUUGUACCCUGCAAGGGGAAUAAAUUAACAGUAAUCCUAAGAUUAUUGGUGAUGUAUGUUACACUUUUAGUUAUUUCUUCAAUACCAAUAAAACAGUACUCAUGUU
Molecule: messenger RNA, 2365 nt
Organism: Rubroshorea leprosula
Lineage: Eukaryota; Viridiplantae; Streptophyta; Magnoliopsida; Malvales; Dipterocarpaceae
Source: the annotation of a GenBank genome assembly